CAAAGUUUGGCUGAUGAGUAUGAAGUUAAGGAGGAUCAACAUUCUAUACACCAAGACCAAGAAGACAUUGCAGUGUCUCCGCAACAAAGCAACAAAGAUGCCGUUCUUGUAAAUUCACCUUGUUUAGCCCCAAAUCCCCCCCCCCCACCCCCCAGGCGAUAAAUAAUGACCAGUCCCUAAUUUAAAUAUUACUUUCAUGCACUUUUCAAAAACCGGGGAGAAUUUUCCACCCAGUGGCACGGUCCCGUUUUUGCUGAGAUUUGAGGCUCAACAAGCAUGACUGCUUUGAGAUGUUUCAUAGUGUUGUUGUCAAUCUUUGUAUUACGUCAUUUGGUGAUUGCAGCCAUCCGAAACACCAAGAAACAACCGCUUUUAGUCAUGUUCUUCCUGAAAAACCCUUUCAUCGAAAGGAAAGGAGGAUUAAUCUGUCUUCCCUUCACACACAGGAAGGACGGGAAAGCAAAGUUUCAACGAAGGCAAAGGAAAAGAAGACACAAGUGACGAUGGAAAUGGCUUUAUUGCGCCAGGAUGACGUUGCACAGGACAUGGCUUCAGCCACUCACGAUCUGUCUGAUGUAAGAAGGAAGUGACUAAGGCCACAAGACACACGAAUCCGGAUACGGCGAAAACGAAUACUUCAUUUUUGCGUCAACAUAAAUUCGGAGUGGUGUAUCCGGUUUCACGCAUUCACAGGAAUACGCUACUGCAGUUUGCAAUUGCAACUGCACUCGGGCCAGCGGUGUGAUUUCACUGACCGUAUAUCCUUCCCACUUCCAGUGCUUUAGGGUAACAUUUCAUACACUUCUCAAGUAGGAAUGUCAAAGAGAAAUAACUAGGUAAAGGCCGAUUCAUUCGUCUGGAGCGAAAGUAAACAGAGGGUUGUUGGCCUCUACUUUAAAUUUUUCAAGUUCCCAUUUAAGCCUGGACCCGAGUAUUUAAAAAUAUCCGGUUUCGGUCGUCUUUACGAACUCGCCAAACCCGACGAAUUAAUAAAAAAAAUUCCACUCAGAAGAGGGGUUUCAAUGCGGUCUCGGUGAGCGGAUUUACCGUUUUGGUGUAGAUGGAAGGCCGAUUCGUAUUAAAAAGCGUGCGGUUUCAAAAAUAUCCGGAUUCAUGUGGACGGGGCCUGAACCUUAUACGCUUCCUUUUCUCACGUAACGAAGGGUGUAAUGUAAUACCGUUCUUCUUUACGUGCGUUGGGUAACGUUAAACGUGACCUUUAGGUGGAAAGAGAGCGCGUUACAAGCGACCGUGACAUAAGAAGUGGAACAUUUUGGUUUGCGAACGUUUUUUAGUAUGCGUAACAUUUUAUGAAGGCUUGCAUGUGGUUCUAGCGUAUCCCAAUUUGGGGUCACAAAUAGAAAUAUCAGCUCAGUAGUCUGUCUAACCUUGACUCCAUGUUUCCAUUAUUGAGUUAUAGGCGAGAUUGCGUCACACAUUUGAAUUUGCUGGUUUACACAUUACGUCAUCAAAAACUCAAAGGAAAGAAUUAUCGAUCCUCCUGAGUUCUUACUUUUAUGAAUUAUUAGAGCCGCUAAAAACUAAUAUUCAGAAAAAUUAUCUCUGCGAAAAAGUUCUUCGUUUUGUGAUACAGUACGCUGAAAUUUCUAAGCUUUUGCGUGACGCGGUAUUUACAUGGUAGCCUGCGAGCAAGCUCUCCGGGCGCUCGGGGGGCGAGGCGGGAAAAGAAAGGAGAGCUUGCAACUACCUCUCUGGAAUUUGAAUUCUACCUCCAAUUCACCUGUGGCUCCCCGUCGACUGAGCUGUCAGAUUUUCGCCAAUCAGCGCGAAGCGGAAACUAGCGCGAUUGUAAACAAACAUUGAAAAACACGUGCCAAGGGUAAUGGCGUCAUUACUAAUGUCAUCUCCGCCAAUCAGCAUUUUGCAUCGACUUAUUCAUUUUCCAGAGACGUAGCUGUAAGCUCUCCCUCCUUUUCCCGCCCAGCCGCCAGAGCGCCCCAGAGGGCUUGCUCGUAGGCUAUUUACAUGGCGGACGAGAGAGCUGCCAUGAAGGCUGAAAAAUUGACUCUGUUAGGGGGAUUUUGCUAUCUGAAUGGUCAUUUUAUUAAUGUCAAUGUUAAUGAGUUCCUCAAGAGAUGAAUUCACCCUUAAGUAGCACAACUCCGUGACACAUGUUUCUGUUGGUUUCCGGCCGCCAUGUUAUAAUUAGUGACCAUCCGGAUGGGUACCAACAUUGCGUCUUCAUACAAAUGUAUGGUAAAAAUAUCUAUAAAUGUAGGUAAAAAAAUUCUCCGAAUUUCUCGUGCAUGAAAAAUUGCACCGACCUGAAUCCUGGUGAGGGCCUUUGUAUAUUUACUUUCUUUCAUUUCCCAGAUUCUAGACUUUAUCUAUUACACGCUUUUGAUUUUUAUUUUUAAUAGCGUGACAGUGACAACCUGCAAUAACGUUACAUUUUUUCUACAUGUAAAUGUCAUCGCCAUUUUCUUUAAUCAUUUAGCAAAGUUUGGCUGAUGAGUAUGAAGUUAAGGAGGAUCAACAUUCUAUACACCAAGACCAAGAAGACAUUGCAGUGUCUCCGCAACAAAGCAACAAAGAUGCCGUUCUUGAAGUGAUUCCAUCGACUUCCACCGAAGUAGAUGUAAGACGAGAAUAAAAACACCAUAAUAAUUACUUAUUCACUAAUAAAGAAGAAUUUACCUCUAGGGCGCCUUAUUUUUCUUACGUUUCACGUUAGAAGGACACAACAUGAUCUUGGUUUUCCUAUGCCACUAAUGUGUUUCGUCGAUGGUGUACCUUUUCUGCGCUGUCUUGGAUUUACGUUUCAGCGUCUUGUUUUCCUUCUCUUGAGCUGUUUUCAGUUGCGGGCUUGUGACUUCCAGAACGAUGGCUGAUACCCGGGGGGGUACUUGGGUAUUUUUUGGGUGGGUAUGUGCCGCCUGGGACUCCAAAUUGGCACCCCGUUCUAAAAAAAAUUCCCCUAAAAUUGAUACCCCGUUCUGGAAAUGAGCCAAUUUUUUAUACCCCGUUCUAGAAUUCGCCCUAAAACUUAUACCCCGUUCUAGAAAUGGGCCAAUUUUUUAUACUCCGUUCUAGCAGGAGCUCCUGGUUCAAGAAAGUUUGUAAAUUGAAAUAGCCCUGUUUUUUAAAAAGAUGUUUCUUUAUUUGUUCGACUUAUACAUCAAAUAAAUGCUUCUUCAUAAUCAUCUGGAGUACUGCAGCUUUCGUGCGUUCGAAAUAUUAUACCCCGUUCUAGAAAACGCCUCUGAAAUGGAUACCCCGUUCCAAAUCAGGAGCUUCAAAAUCACGACCCCGUUGGGCGGCUCAUAUCCGUAUAGGUAAUGUAUGGGAGUGCCCCCCCGGGGAAUCGUCUAGUAAAAUGGCGUGUUUGUUGUUUGUAAUCAGUACCACGUGUAUCAGCAGGUGGCCAAGGUUUUCUGGGUAAACAUCAAACUGUGGGCAUGGAUUUUCAUCCUAGACUUGAAAACAGUACCCUGGACCCAAAGUAAAUUUUAUCUAGCUCUUGACUGGUCACUUUGAAGUUACUUUUAACAGAUAAUACUUAUAUAUUCUGUGGCUCUUGUCUGGCUCAAGCAAAUUAUGUUAUUUUUAUCUUUUUAUACGUUAGUUACUUAUUUACUAAUAAGGAAAGUAAUUACUUGAAAGCUGUGCUGUUUCAAGCUAAACCAAAAAUUUGAUAGUUUUUUUUAUCAUUUUAACUAGGAUGAGGAAUUCAAAGUGACUGACAAAGAACUUCUAACCAGGCCAACGGCAUCACUAGGAAAAACUCAAGCUUCUGCAAUGCCACUUUCAAUUGAAAACCUAGAGGAGUCAGACAAGGAUCCUUGUGACGUAGGAGAGAACUUUUCUACCAAACAACUGUUUUCAUUUGCCUGGCAAAUAGCUAAAGGAAUGGUAAUUAUCUUGUUUUCUGAAUAAUGUUGCUGGGAUUCUGACACUGAGUAUAACUUGGAAAGAAGAAUUCAAAAGUCAAUAUUUUAUCAACAUGAAAUAGAUGGGAUAAAUAUAUGGGCUGUUUUUCUGAUCUAGAUUUGAGUUUAUAAUGGCUUAUAUGGAAAAAAAUUUCUUUUCGGUCGACCCAGUUUUAGCUAAAUUCGUUUCGUUAUGCAUUUGAACGUAAAUAUUUGGAUCAGAUCAGUGCCGGUAUUUACUUUUCAUUUGCAUUUUUUCAUCUAUACCUAACUACUUAAUGUUCGGCGUACCCCCGUUAUUAUGUUUUGAGAUCAUUUUAAUAGUUUUUUCGUUGCUUAUUUGUUAUUAGAAUCAUCUCGCCGAAAACAAUCUUGUUCACAGAGACCUUGCUGCCCGUAAUGUUCUUGUUGGCCAUGACAAUCAGAUCAAAGUGUCAGACUUUGGGUUGAUGAGACAAAUCUAUGAAGAUGUGAACAGCUCAGCGAAGUCCAGAAAACUUCCUGUAAAGUGGAUGGCCCCAGAAUCACUUUAUCAAGGGGUUUACACGACCAAAAGUGAUGUGUGAGUGAUGAGUUUUGCCGCUCCCUUGACAAGGGAACUAUUGAAACUUUUCUACUGAAUCACUUCUCAAAAUUGUAGUUGCCGUCAAAAAUUACAGAAGCAUAUAACUCUGAAGUGCCUAAAUCCCCUUAUUUUUUAUAACCAUGCUAGGGUUUUUAGCCGUCCAAUUAGAAGCACGGAAAAUUGUUUGCCCAAAUAUGGAAUCAUAGUAUUGAAGGUAUCUCUGCCUAUUAUAUAGCUGCUAAAAACGGAUUCUUCCAGUCCUUAACAGUUUUCCAAUUACAUCCAAAACUCAAGAUGUACACGCAUUUUUGGGCUGCUCCGUUGGCAGCAAACAAUCUACAAAUGCCGUGAAUCUGUACAUAUUUAUAACCUCUUUGGUUUUUCUCAUAGUUGGUCUUUUGGUGUUGUUCUUUGGGAAAUGGCUACCUUGGGUGAGUGGACAGUAAUUUUGUAGUUUAUAGUUGUUAUGUUAAAUUUGAGGUGACGACUGACAAAUCAAAAAAACAUUUUUCAUGGUCUGUGACUCUUAUAGACCGUAGAAAUGAUGUCAAAAUGUUGAAAAACUCAUGCACGACCCGCAGGAUAAUGGUUUUACACUGCAAAGUUUUGAGUUCUCCAAGGGAAUUAAGGGAACCGUGCCUUAACCCAUCUUCCCCGUUUUGCCAUGGUGGGAUGUGGCUUAUAACUGUUACGAUUGUUAUCAAGGUUACUGCUACCAGGAAGGGCGAAAACAAUGUUUUAUAAUGUUUCAUUUGCGGCAAGUUUGAAUUUUCUUGUUUGAUCUGGGCUCUGUUUUAAUUAUAAGUGCUGUGAGUAGAUCUCCUAGAUGAUAACCGUACGUGACAAUACAUAUUUUAAUAAUGUCAAAUUUAAAAAUUUGCGAGCAUUUGAUGACUGGAAACGAGAAGCCUUAUUGUUAAUCACCCUGCCUUCUUUCAUUACACAUUUUACUGCAUUGGCAAUAUAUCAGACCUCCAUUCAAUCAACCGUUUUUGCAAAAUGGCCUUAUUGAGUUUAUAUGAGCAGAAGUGACAAUCGACUGAGGCAUCUUUAAUAGAAAUCUAUAUAAUGGAAAAUUGCAUGUAUUCAGUUGCUGAUAUGUAAUCAUUUGUUUUCUUUCUCGAAAUCGUCAGGAGGCGUACCAUACCCCACGCUGACCAACUCAGAGUUGUAUCGACUGCUCGAUACUGGUUAUCGCAUGGAAAGGCCUGACAUGUGCUCCGAAGACGUGUACGUUUCUUGAUUAGAGUGGUCUUAGAUUUAACAAACAGAUUCGAUUUUUCUGUGCGUCUGCUCAGUUACAUUUCACACCGACCGGUGCAGCAUACGAAUUCGUCAAAUAUUUUAACGCCUGCUUUGAUCCUAUUAAAUAAUGACCAGACGGACGGCAGGGGAAAACUUUUGAUGGGAUCCUCACUCUUUGAACAAAAAGGAAACCCUCAGUCCAUUAGCUUUAUGGUCAAUAAAGGCAUCAUUAGUAGUGAUUAGGUUAAUCUCUUUCCUGGGGCCGGGGGAAGUACUACCUGUACUGGGAAGGCACCCCCCAAAAGGGGUACCUCUCUCAGUCUUCUGGUGUAGGAAUUUUGCUAGUCGAAGUGUAUGAAAGGGUAGGGAAAUCUGUCAUUUCGGUCUGUAAAAUGACUUAAGAGUACCAGAUAAGAUUUUUUGGCUGUGAAAAAGUCGAGAAAAUGUUCUAAUUUGUUAUUUAUUCAUAUUUAAAAGGAAGUGCAUUUUUCAGCAAUUAAAAGGGAUAAAGUUGAAGUUCUUUUCUGUCAAAAAUGAUACUCAAAAUGAUAAGGGGUUGGACCUCGGGGCAGAGCUUUACAUACUGAUGGCUGGAUAAAGGAAUGGGGAAUCACAUGAUAACCCAAACGUUCCAAGAGCCCAUUUUAAUGGGCUUUACGUGGAAGCUUCACUCAAAAGGAGUACCUUUUUAGGCCACAUGUAUAUGGAAAGGUAGGAAUUUCACGAGCUAAAAUGUUUGAAAUGGUAGGAAAUUUUGUAACUUCGGUAAUUUACUUUAAAAGAUAUUUUAAACAUAUGUACCUGUAUUGUAUGCUUCAUGUUAAGGGCUUAAUGGCUUAAAAAGUGAAGAAGUCGUACUAUUUCUCAGGGUAGGCAAGAAAGGAAUGUAUACGAAAGAGGUACCUAUUCUGUCAAAAAUGCUGUACAAAAAGGAUUGGGCCUCACUGUGGAGCCUCCCUGUAAACUCAUGAAGCUAAGAAGCCUAGUAUAUCCUAUUGAAAAAUUUCUUUUAUUCCAAUAGACCUCUUUCGCUUGAAUGUGUUGUUUUCCCAUGAUACAGGUCAUGUCUAACGGUCAAAUUCCCCUGGGACCUCUUUUGGGAAACCAAAACAUACAAGCUAUAAAGAGGUCUUUUGACACUGUCUAAUAAUUGACUGGAGCUCUACUAAACAUUGAAUGGUUCUUUUUUCUCUCCAUUCAUAACAGAUAUGAGCUGAUUACUGACUGUUGGAGCGAAGACCCUUACAUUCGUCCCAGUUUCUACCGUUUGAUCGAAAAACUGGAGGCGAUAAUGGAAAGGGAUGCACCAUAUUUGAAUGUAAACAAACACAAUGAAUAUCAUCCGUAUUACAACGUGCCACCUGAAGCUAGUUCUGAUUAA
Messenger RNA from Porites evermanni, 7081 nucleotides. Lineage: Eukaryota; Metazoa; Cnidaria; Anthozoa; Scleractinia; Poritidae. The record is from the annotation of a GenBank genome assembly.